CCCUACCCAGGGUGCAGCGCACAAGUUGAGCCCCAUCUUGGGCGCAGGAGCCGCAGUCGGAGCCCGCGCUCCCGGGGCCGCCGCAGCAGCGCAGCGGGGCCGCCCGCGCCCGCCCGCCGCGGAAGGGCCGCCUCGCCGCCGCCUCUCUCACCGCGCCGGCCCUCCGCCCCGGGGGGCUGCCCGCGGGGCUCUCCCGCGGGCUGGUUCCGAGCAGGAUGCGCCUGGCGCUGGUCUCCAGGUAGAGCGCGGAGACAGGGCCGGGGGGGGGAGACGGAGCCGCCUGGGCCUCGCCCGGCCGCCGCGGGGCCCCUCGCGCGGGGCGGGCCGCGGCUCCGGGUCUGCGGCCUCCGGGGCCCGCGCCGCGCCGAGCCCGGCAGGAAGCCGCGGGGCGCUCGGCCGGCGCCGCCGCGCUCGGAGCGGGGACCCAGGCGAGGAGGAGGCCGGCGGCCCGGCCGCGGGAGGAGGGCUGCGGCCGGGGAGGAAGAGGAGGAGCCCCGCCGCCCCCCGCGGCCCGCCUGCCCGCCGCAGGAAGCGGGCGGAGGAUGUGCGGUAGCGCCGGGGGCCCGGCCGGCACGUCGUGACAGCGCAGCCCGCCCGGCCCCGCGCCCGCCUCGCCCGGCCCGCGGAGCCCCUCCCGCCGCGGAAACAUGUCCAAGAUGCCGGCCAAGAAGAAGAGCUGCUUCCAGAUCACCAGCGUGACCACGGCCCAGGUGGCCAGCAGCAUCACCGAGGACACCGAGAGCCUGGACGACCCGGAUGAGUCCCGCACCGAGGACGUGUCUUCUGAGAUCUUCGACGUGUCCCGCGCCACUGACUACGGCCCCGAGGACGUCUGUGAGCGCAGCUCCUCGGAAGAGACUCUCAACAAUGUGGGCGAGGCGGAAACGCCUGGCAACGUCUCUCCGAACCCCCUUUUGGACGGGCAGCUGGCCGUGGCUGCUGGGGGGGUAGCUGCGGCUCUGCCAGCUGUGGCCCCCAACGGGGGAGCCGUGCCCAAGAGCUCCGCUGUGCCCCUGCCAGCUGCUGGCGCUGCCGGGGCAGGAGGCAGCAGCGCUCAGACUGCCGUGCCCUCCACGGGGCCUUCUGCGUCAGCCGCAGCUGGGACGAUGUCUCAGACGGUGGCUGCUGCGUGCAGCUCACGCUUCAGGGUGAUCAAGCUGGACCAUGGCACAGGGGAGCCCUACAGGCGAGGACGAUGGACGUGUAUGGAGUAUUAUGACCGGGACUCAGAUGGUGGUGGUGUCAUGGGCAGGACUGGCGAUUGCAUUCGGCACAGCAGCACCUUUGAGCAGGCUGCUCAAGAGAGGGACAGUGGCCUUGGUGCCACAGGAGGUUCCAUCGUGGUCUCGGCUGUGCCGGCGUCGGUCCAUGGCCCUGAUUCUAUAGCUGACAGUUCCCUGACUGCUGUGUCACAGCUGCUGCAGACAGAGAAAAUGAACCAGUCUGCCCUACAGCAACCUAGUUUUGUCAUUGGGCAACAACAGCAGCCUCAGCAACCCAUAGGUGGGGCCAUGCCUCAAAGUACUGCUCAGCCUAUGUUUUCUGGGGCUUCGGUAGCAAAUCAGCAAAUGAUGGUGCCACAGCAGUCGCAGCCACAGGUAAAUGCGCAGGGUGUUGCACAGGCUGGACCCAAUGGGAAAGGCAUGGCACCCCCAACUGCGACGGUGGGGCAGCCGAGCAUUCCUGUGGCACAGCAGCAGGUGCAGCAGGCAAACGUACCAGUGACUCAGCCUCAACAAUUUGCUUAUUCUCAGUCCCAGAUUCCACCAGUGCAUCUACUGCCUGCGCAACCUUCUGGCCAGACCGAAUACAUGCAGCACAUGACGAUGAUGCCGUCUCAAGGAGCUAUUCAACAGGCUGCUGCGGGCUCUGCUCCAAGUACUGUGGCUUCCAGCCUUCCUGUGGGGCAGGUGGCGGGCCAGAAUCCCUCACCUGUGGGAGCGCCAGCGAUGGGGGUGUCGGCGCAGCCUGGCGAAGCAGUCGGACAGGGAUCGGGAUUGAUGCAGAGCGGCCAGACACAAGGUAGUCAGACUGCCGUUCCGCAACCAGGAGGUGUGGUGCAGCCAGGCAUCGGACACACAGGGGUUGUGCAACAGAAAUCUGUGACUCAGCAUCAAAUGGGUGGAAGCAGUCAAGUGUCCGGAAUGCCUGGCGCUCCCCACGCCGCGGUCUCUGGAGCUCAGAACGUGCCUGCGGUCGUGCCCGGUACAAGUGUGCCUGGUGUGUCUACCACCGCUUCUGUUACUCUGCCAAAUGUCCCUGUUACGCUGGUCCAGUCCCAGCUGCCCAGCCACACUUCUGUCAGCAGAAGUACCGGCGUCGUCCAGCCGCAGCACAUCGGGCACUCGUUAAUGCAAGGCACGCCUAACGUACCUGCAAGUCUGCCACAGUCGAGCCUCGGACAGUUUCAGACUCAAGCGCAAUCCUUAGUAGGCCAGAUUGACGAUACUAGAAGAAAAUCGGAACCCCUACCUCAGCCACCACUUUCUCUUAUAGCUGAAAAUAAACCUCCUGUGAAGCCUCCCAUUCCAGACACUCUAGCAAAUCCUCUUCAGUUACCUGCAAGUACUCCUAUGAACAGUCUUGCCAGCUCUGUGUUUGGCAUAUCUAUUCCUGUUGAUGGUGAUGAAGACAGAUACUGAAGUUCUCUGUCAAAAAUCCAGGAACCGCUUACAUCUAUAGAUAACUGAAAUAUCUGAAACUGCUGUACUGCAACUUAGUGGAGAAAGAACAGCUCAUUUGGGGCUGUUUUCUCGAAAUGGACCCCCCAGCACUGUUCAGCCUUGCAGGGCCACUGCCCCGGUGACCACAGGCAGCUUUCCCUGCCAUCGGGGGCUGAGGAAACUGGGCUUUGUCAGCAGGGCAGGCACCAGCAGCCUAAUCCUCUACAGCAGCGUGUUCAUACAUAUUAAUAAAUGCCUCUUUAUUUACCUGCCAAGUUGUGUAAAAGUCAAUAUUUUUAAUAGUUUUGACAUCUCUUCCGGAUUUUUUUUGCAUGUACAAUGCAAUACUAGCAAAUGUGGAUCUUUUGAAACUCAGAAAUACAGAACUUACGUUGGUUUUUACUGCCUCCUUUCAUCCUGCAUAUCAGGAUCUGCUGCUUAAACACAUUCCAAGCCUGUUCUCUGGAGUGGGAUGGUUUGCAGGAGGAGGAUCUGGCCUGGUGGUGUUAGCUGGGGAGUUACAGAGGCGCCGAGAGGCUCCUGGGGAGGUGAAGUUCACGAUGUUUGUUGAGACCACAUAAGUUACUUCAAGAAUUCGGUUGUAUGGGGGUUUUGUGUGUGUUUGGUGGGGUUUUGUUUGGUUGGUUUUUGUUUUAUGUGUGUGUGUUUUUUAAGCUUGUCUCAAUUAAUCCAAAUGUGGAUAAUAUUGAGGGGCCUCUGGGGCUUUUCUUGAAACAUUCGUAACAGUGGCAGUAAUCCCUGACUGGGUCAAGCCAAGACUUUCUGCAUUGCCAUUACGUUUAUCGGCUCAUCUCUAGGUGUUUCUCCUGGAAGAUGCGGUCUGCUGUGUGCUUUGUUCUCUGGAAGCUGGGCUGUGAGCUGUGAGCUGCCGUGUCCCCCCCGCGAGAACCGGGGGCUCACACGGUGCGCUUGGCGUGUUUGGGUCGCAGAACAGGAGCACCGCGGCUGGGCCUGGCGCUCUGUGAGGGUCCGUGGCGGAACGGCCGGGCGCGGGGCUGCUCCGUGGGCGCGGGGCUCUGUCUGUGUCCUGUGGGGGCGGUGGGGACCCCGAGCGGCCGGGAGGGGGCUCGGAGCACACCCAGCCUGGCUCUGGGAGGUGGGCACACGGGCUGGAGCGGGUGGAAGAGCUCCUCAGUGGGUCCUGUACUCCUGACAGCUUUAAGGUCCAUCAGAAUUAUCCACCGUACAGGACUCCUGCAGUUUGGGGACCAGUUUCUGAGACCUGGGAGAGUUGGACCCUAAAGUUACUGAAAUCAGAAAGAAGUAAGGAGAAAUUCAGAAGAGGAGCACUUGCCUUGUUCUUUCCAUGAUUAGUAUCAAAGAGUCAUAUCAGAAAGUACUAUUUGAACCCGUCAGUGAAGGAGGAUGUGACUCCGGUAGCACAGUCUGGUUCUUUCUUUUCUGAUACUCGAAAUCCGCCCAUCAGAAGUUUGAGAUGUAGCUGGUGGAAAUGGAGCUGCAGAGAUCAGACUGUCCCGUCCCGUCCCGUUCCAGGUGAUGUGGAUGUCUUGGGUCUCUCAGCAAAGUCACCUAAAGCUGAUGGUCGUCGUUCCUGGAAGCGUGGGGGGGGUUAGUUUGCACUGCCCUGCGGCUGUGGGGCGCAUCUGCGUGUUCUCCAUCUCCGUCCCCUGAAGCGCUAACAGAACUGUUGAGCGUGUCCUGGUUUGGUGGCUUUCAGCGCUCGUGUGUCUGGGGAGGUGAGGCCUGUGCGGGGUGCCCGCUCCACGCCUGCGCUGUUUGCCUUGAGAAGGAGGCGGUGGACCCCGAAGGUCCAUCAGGGUGGCCGAGAGCUGCUGUCCCCGGGCCUGUCCCGCGGGCGGCUGCUGGAGCCAGCCCUCGCGCCACCCGCAGCCGAGUGCGGCAGCAGCACUCGGUGCUGCUUUCAGGAACUGUGGACAGAAUGUGUCAUUGAGCACAAGAGCUCUGAUCUUGAGACUUUUUCCUUAAUUCCGCAUUGACUUCCCCACAUUGAGUCUGCGUCAGUUCUCCCCUGCGAAGCUUUGUGCUCCAGUUACUCUGUUUGGUAGGUGGAAUCUUAUGGAAUGAAGCUGAUUCAAAGCUGCAGUUGCUUUAAAUAGAAGGCAACAUAAAUAAAGAAGUGAAAUGUCUUUUUAAAAAACUCGGGCCAGAAAAGGGAGUUCUGUUACUAGUGUAAACUUUACCGUGAGUUUCCUGAUAAGCUGUGAUCAAGUGAUUGCAAAUCCCCUGGUUCCGAUUCUGAAUAAACCACGGAAAGUGCUUGAACUCGGAGCAGCUGUAGUCAGUCCUCGCCGCAGGCCGGAGCCAGCAGCCUGUUAAACACGGCCUGUGGUUGGUGUACAGUCAGCCAGACACUGAACUGGGGUUGGAAUGCUUUGGGUAGUAAUACAUCUGAUCGCUUAUCAACUUGAACAAGUAAGGAGGGGUUAAUUUGCUGUCCUUUAGCGCACAUCACAUUGCGCAGCUGAUGGCUUUCCCUUCCUGUGAGGUUUUUCCAUGCCUUGGUUCCAUAUUGAUGACCACAGUACAAACACAUCCAUAUGUGCUGAUAGUUCUCUUGGCCGUGUGCUUACCAUCAGGUCUUGUUUGGUAAAUAAUAAUUCUGAUGUUGCAUAAAAGCUAAGUACUUUCUUUGCUGACUUCAUCUCUAGGCUGUUCUUAAGUCGCUGAUUUCUUGAAGUGUUUGAGUUUGGGCACUUUAGAACAGUGGAGGUGUACAAAGUAACAUACUAGCAGCUCUUCUUUAGUAAAUGUAGCUGAAGAACAGAGUUCAGUUGACAGUGUUGUCAGGCUCCUAUAGCUUUCUGUUGAAUUCCUGGUCCUGUUGGCGCGUCGCUGGAUGAUUAAUGACCUUAUUUCUAAGACCAGGAACACAAGAACAACGGGUGUUUUACUGACAGUUUCUAAUCUUAAGCUUGGUGCUUCAGUAUGAGCUUUGUCUGCAGCUAAGACAGCGGAGAUGGAGAAGCGGCCGGUGCCCCUCCUGAGCUGGGCUGUCCUGUGCCUCAUCCCUGUGCCAGCUCCAGUGUCCGUCUGUCCUCACCCGGGACCGAGCCCUGACCUCCCGCGCCCACUGGGGAGGAGACACGGCUCUCGGGUCCCCCGGCUCUCGGGUCCCCCCGGCUCUCUGUCUCUGGUCCCCGCUGUGCCAGGCUCGGCUCAGGCCGCAUGGUGGGGAUUUCAGGUGUCCCAGCUGUGACCCAGCAGCAGGUACAUUGUGCUGCCUCUGUGAGCUGCUUUCUCAAUUGUUUCUGCAGACUGAGAGGGAUUUUUAGUCAUUCUCUACCCUUUCCCUGUUUGAUUUGGUUAAAAAUAGCUGCCUUGACAGUCUGGAGCUCAGUCGUUCUAGUUCAGACCUGCACAUUCGGCAUCUUUUGUGUUACAUCUGUGGAUGUGUUUUUCCUGUUUAGGUAGCACCCCUCCACAAUUAACAGCUUGCUGAAAUACAGCUAUAGAGUAGAAAACAUUUCUUAAUUCUCUUAAUUGUCUGAAAUAAUGCAAAAGCAAUUUCAACAGCAGGUGGUACAAAUGGGAAUUUAAUGAGGAAAACUUUGUCAUGCCUUUUCAGAUACUUGCUUAAGAAUAGUACAAGAAUAUAUAGCAUAUAGCAUAUCAGUAUAAAAAUAGACUGUAUAAAAUAGGUGCCGUGUGGUUAUAAACCACAACUUUUUAUACCUAACAAUAGCAACAGUGGUUUAUAUGCUGCAAGUCAAUUAAUCCUGGGAGCUGAAUGCCAUUCUGUUUGCAGUCCCUGGCGUGGAGGAGGCUGCGCGGUCCUCGUGGAGCCCGGGGAGCCCGGGCCGGCGUGGGGAGGAGUGACAAACACUUAAAACGGGCGAUUGCUGAUCAUUGCCCAUGCACAGGUGUCGUUAUCCUUCUGAGGUUUCUGUACACGUCUGCCAUGGGCAUCACGUCACUUCACAUAGAGCUUCGUUAUGAUGCUGUUUCUGUUAUAUUUUUGUUGUUGUUUUAUUCUAUGAUUUCAUCUAUACAGUAAUUGUACUUAAAUUGAAAUGAUUAAAUAACUUGAAGACAGUUGUUUUAAAAGCAGUCUUGCCAUAAACCUAGAAAAGGGAUGGGCAUUUGUGUUUCUAGCAUUGGUAUAAACUUCUAAUUUUAAGCCUGGCUUUGAAAGGAAUUUGAAUACCAGCUUUUCUGAAGAGUUUGCAGCUCAGCUGUUGCAUUCUUUUCUAGGGCCGGUAUAGCCAUAGCAGCAUCGGGAGGAGGGGCUCUGGAGCUGGAGUGUCUGCUCUGGUACAGCCACGGGCAGCGGGGGUGGUGGCACUGUGCUGUGUCCAGUGCCUGGUGAACAAAGCGCUCAGGCUUUGGAGCACUGGGAUCUCCCGAUGGCCCGUGGUGGGGGUGUGCGGGGUGUGCGGGGCCGGGCUGCCCGGGGCUGGCGCUGGCGUUGGGCCGGGUCUGUGCCGCGGGCCGGGCUGCCCGGGGCUGGCACUGGGCCGGGUCUGUGCCGCGGGCCGGGCUGCCCGGGGCUGGCGCUGGCGCUGGGCCGGGUCUGUGCCGUGGGCCGGGCUGCCUGGCGCUGGCGCUGGGCCGGGUCUGUGCCGCGGGCCGGUGCCGUGUGCCGCUCGGCACAGCGCCCGGACAGCGCGCCUGCAGCACCCCGAGGGGGGAGGCGUGAGGGUGACGGGCUCCCGCUUGCGGCGUUGCUGCUCAUUGAGGUUACCCUGCUCAGUUUUAACUCGAUCAGGUGCUCGGUUUAAUUCAGUCUUUCACAGCUUGAAUGUGGCAGUCUGAGCUCUGACUCUUAGGCCCCUUGGGGAUCUCACAUGUUUUAAUACGAAGUGGGGUGUCAAGCAGAAUGGUGGGUACUGUUUGCAGAGACGUUUUGUGAAAGGUAUCUCUUGAAUGUAGGUACGUAUAGCAUUAGAUUGGUAUACAGCCUAUCUGUACGGGACUGUCGUUGUGACAUGAGAUGUUUCAUUGAUGGCUUUACAGUUGUCUUUUUACAAUAGCAACUUGGUAUAGCGUGCAAAUCCGCAGAGCUUGAGGAUUACUUUUUCCUUUUGAAGCAGUAUGUCCUUAUGGAAACCCAUAGAAACAGUAAGGCCUGUCAGUCAUUAGACCAUUCUUUAGGCAUACCGUGAAGUCUGUGAACUUUUGGACAUAAAUGUAACCUGUCUGGACAGCUGAUUUACUCUGUAAUACAGAUUGAAUAAGAGAGUUAGUAUUUUGUUAUGUACCCAUUGUCAACGUGUCUGUUUGAUUCUUGGAUC
Columba livia (rock pigeon) is the source of this 7897-nucleotide messenger RNA. It is a transcript of the gene TSC22D2, whose product is annotated as TSC22 domain family member 2. The transcript is spliced from 2 exons. Bases 648 to 2642 code for a protein of 664 amino acids. The record is from RefSeq and is a predicted model, not a curated record. Gene Ontology annotation, biological process: regulation of transcription by RNA polymerase II. NCBI's taxonomy places the organism in Eukaryota, Metazoa, Chordata, Aves, Columbiformes, Columbidae.